This is a messenger RNA of Aspergillus eucalypticola CBS 122712, 1262 nucleotides long. Its product is annotated as endonuclease/exonuclease/phosphatase family protein. The transcript has 2 exons. Gene Ontology annotation, cellular component: PML body; cytoplasm. Gene Ontology annotation, molecular function: 5'-tyrosyl-DNA phosphodiesterase activity; single-stranded DNA binding. Gene Ontology annotation, biological process: double-strand break repair. NCBI's taxonomy places the organism in Eukaryota, Fungi, Ascomycota, Eurotiomycetes, Eurotiales, Aspergillaceae. Bases 1 to 939 code for a protein of 312 amino acids. The record is from RefSeq and is a predicted model, not a curated record.
AUGACUUCCUCAGCAAAUGUUUCCACACAGUCCCCUCCGCUACCAGCUGAUGCGGAUGCCCCGCCAACUUUUCAGGAAUGGUACUCCUUCGAUGCACUCUCCAACUGUUGGAGCCCACUUCCACCCUCUACCUCAGUGACUUGCGAUGAGAGCACAAAAUGCCUUCGCCAAGUUUCCGAUGACCGUAUGGCCGGCAUCAUUUCCACCAUACGCAAUCAAACACCCCCACCCAACAUACUCUUCUUCCAAGAAGUCCCUAAGGCAGCACUGUUUUACCUACUCAAUGAACCCUGGAUUCGCGAAAAUUGGUAUUCUAACGAAGGGGACUCCAGCAACUACGGGGGUCUCGCAUUCAUUACCGUGAUACUCUUAUCCAAAGCCAGUUUCAGUACAGACAGUCAGGACCCAGACAAAGCAUGCCUCGGACCAGUCUGGCGAGUUGAUUAUCCAAGUAAGUUUGACCGAGACGCUCUCUGCUGUGAUGUCUUCAUGCCCCAAUCCGCUACCCGUGUCCGUUUGGUCAACGUGCAUCUGGACUCUCUUGCUUUCCAGCCGAGUUGUCGUCCGCGGCAGCUCGCCAUCGUUGCUAAUAGUCUCCGUUGUGCCGGGCAUGGCUUCGUCGCAGGAGACUUCAACCCUGUCCUCCCAGAGGAUGACAGUCUCGUGGCCACCAACGGUCUGGUAGAUGUGUGGAACGAGCUGCACCCCGACGAACCGGGCUUCACCUGGGGUCUUGAUGGUCGGGAACCUUUCCCUCCAGGACGGUUGGACAAAGUGGCCGUUUUUGGCCUGAAGGGGCAAGAGAUGGUCAUUCUUCAUCCCGGUGCAAUCAACAGCGCGGGACAGGGUCUACUGCUACGGCAAUUGGAUACCCCAUUGCCUUGGAGUGACCAUUCAGGUCUAAAGUGCUGCUUACGUCUUGCUGAAGAGCCCUUGUAAGCAUAUCAUCAAGCAUUCCCUCUAGUCUCUUUCUCUUUAGCUACUCUAUGCAUUUACCUCUAGAGUAAGGACACACAUCUUCCCAGGCUCCCCCCUCCCACCACCCACACACGUGGCUCUACCAUCCAUUCAUCCUAUUCCAUUAACCCCAACUGGUCAGACGCACCUGUCUAUCACUGUAUGCGUAUAAUAGGACAAGACAAGACAGGAAGGGCAUGGCUAUAUCUCCCAUGUCCUCCCCAAUGCCUAUAUCUAUAACAAUGCAUCCAAUAAGCACCCCAUAUUUUCUAUAUACUGUAGUUGUGACAGCUUCAUUGGUUGAC